UUGUAUGUUUUAUGUAUAAGUCAAGAUGAGCCUGGGUUUCAGGCUCCUGUUUUAAUGUCUUGCCGUUGUGCUGUGUACUCAUCUAGGCUGGUUUGGUUUCUCGUGAAAACCCUGAUCAGCUGAUCAUUGCUCUGGAACCAGAGGCUGCGUCCAUUUACUGCAGAAAGCUCCGUCUCCACCAAAUGGUUGAUUUGGGCAACAAAACGGCCUUGAACGGUUACAGCCCGACUGAGAAUGUUGGGAUGGGAAUGACCCAGGCCAAGGAGCAUGUGCGCCGUAACCGACAGAGCCGUACCUUUCUGGUGGAGAAUGUCAUAGGAGAGCUCUGGUCUGAACUCACUGAAGGUGACCGUUAUGUGGUUGUGGAUUGUGGAGGAGGGACGGUGGAUCUUACUGUGCAUCAGAUCCGCAUGCCGGAAGGGCACUUGAAGGAGCUUUACAAAGCCUCAGGAGGCCCAUACGGCUCUAUCGGUAUAGAUUAUGAAUUUGAGAAGCUCCUGUGUAAGAUAUUCGGACAGGAUUUCAUUGACCAGUUUAAGAUCAAGCGUCCUGCUGCCUGGGUGGAUCUGAUGAUUGCGUUUGAGUCUCGUAAGAGGGCGGCGACUCCUGACCGAAGCAACCCGUUGAAUAUUAACCUGCCCUUCUCUUUCAUCGACUACUACAAGAAAUUCAGAGGACACAGCGUAGAGCAUGCGCUGAGGAAGAGCAAUGUGGACUUUGUGAAGUGGUCUUCGCAGGGCAUGCUGAGGAUGAAUCCAGAUGCAAUGAAUGCACUGUUCAAACCAACUAUAGACCACAUUAUACAGCACCUGACUGAGUUAUUCGAUAGGCCAGAGGUGACAGACAUUAAGUUUCUUUUCCUGGUGGGAGGAUUCGCAGAGUCUGCUCUGCUGCAACAGGCGGUUCAGAAGAUGCUUCAGGGCCGCAGCCGAAUUAUUAUUCCGCAUGACGUGGGCUUGACCAUCCUCAAGGGGGCGGUGUUGUUCGGCCUGGAUCCCAGCAUCAUAAAGGUCCGCCGCUCUCCACUCACCUACGGCGUGGGCGUCCUGAACCGUUUCGUAGAGGGGAAGCACCCGCCGGAGAAGUUGCUUGUGAAGGGCAGUACGCGCUGGUGCACCGAUGUCUUCGAUACAUUCAUCUCUGUCGAUCAGUCAGUGGCGCUGGGUGAAACGGUAAAACGCAGCUACACGCCGGCGAAGCCGUCACAGCAAGUGAUCGUCAUUCACGUAUACUGCUCAGAAAAAGAGUCGGUCAGUUUCAUCACGGACCCAGGAGUGAGGAAGUGUGGUACACUGAAGCUGGAUGUGAGCGGUACUGAGAGUCCGGCGGCACGAAGAGAGAUCCAGACGCUCAUGCAGUUUGGAGACACUGAGAUAAGAGCCAUGGCUGUCGACGUGGCAACCUCUCGCAGUGUCAAAGCGAGCAUCGAUUUCCUUAGUCAAUAGAAGAAGAUGAGGGACGAGUAAACCCCACACUGCAGAAGCUCAGCAUUUUAGUUUUCCAGUAAAAAUAUCCAAACAUCCUUAAAACAUGAUAUGUUUGUUACUUUUAAAAUGGCCAAAGUGACUAUAGAGACAUUUGUUAUAAAGGAUUUCUAUUUCAAUCAAAUGUAAACAUACGUUCAUCAUAGAAUCCAGAAAAAAAAACACAUGUAUCACGCAUUCCACAAAAAUAUUAAGCAGCACAACUCUUUUCAAAAAUAAGAAAAGUAUCUUAAGCGCCAAAGUAGCAUAUUCAAACGAUUUCUGGAGAAUCAUGUGACAGAAGGCUGGAGUAAUGUUAAUAAUUACAUCUUUUU
Molecule: messenger RNA, 1798 nt
Organism: Sinocyclocheilus grahami
Lineage: Eukaryota; Metazoa; Chordata; Actinopteri; Cypriniformes; Cyprinidae
Product: heat shock 70 kDa protein 12A-like
Exons: 6
Coding region: 183-1445 (420 amino acids)
Source: RefSeq, a predicted model, not a curated record